Molecule: messenger RNA, 3657 nt
Organism: Cryptomeria japonica (Japanese cedar)
Lineage: Eukaryota; Viridiplantae; Streptophyta; Pinopsida; Cupressales; Cupressaceae
Product: probable LRR receptor-like serine/threonine-protein kinase At3g47570
Exons: 2
Coding region: 163-3390 (1075 amino acids)
Biological process (GO): protein phosphorylation
Molecular function (GO): protein binding; protein kinase activity; ATP binding
Source: RefSeq, a predicted model, not a curated record
UAACAUUAAAUGAAUGUGGAAGCGUAUAACACGGGGGCCUCACAGUGAUUUGUAAGCACUGGUUUCCUUAGUCUAUUUAUUCCUCCUCCAUUCCAUUCCCUUCUAUUCUCUUCAAUUGCCUGCCUUGUGUCUUUCCCCUGCCUCACAGUUGUUUGGUCUACCAUGGCUGCUCUUUUCUUGUCAGUUUUAUUACUUUCCAUGUUUUUAAUCUCUGCUCUUCCUCAUCCUCUCAAUAUUCUCUCUCACCAUCAUCACCAUCAACAACAACUGCUCUUGCAAUUCAAAACCGCCGUUUCCAAAAAUGGCAGUUCUCUGCCUGACUGGAAUCCCCUUCACCCGUUCUGCAACUGGACUGGUGUUAUUUGUCACUCCUCUUCUCACUCUGUCCGUGCCAUCAGUUUAACCCAAAUGAAUUUAUACGGCACCAUUUCUCCCAUGCUGGGGAAUCUCUCAUCUCUUCGAUCCCUUGAUCUCUCCGCGAAUAACCUCACUGGUACCAUUCCACCUCAACUCGGCCAACUCCCAAAUCUAUGGGAGCUCCGGCUGACCGACAAUCAAUUGCAAGGAACCAUUCCACCCGAACUCGGCAAACUCCUAAAUCUUCGGAUACUCAGUCUAGGCAAUAAUAAUUUACAAGGAACCAUUUCUCCUCUGCUGGGGAAUCUCUCCUCUCUUCGACUCCUAGAUCUCUAUCACAAUCAAUUACAAGGAACCAUUCCGCCCACUCUCUCCGCUUGCCACAGUUUGCAUUUACUGGCAUUCUCCUAUAACCAACUGCAUGGCAACAUACCGCCUAAACUGAGUCUUCUCACAAGUUUGAAGUACCUCUACUUGGGCAAAAACUCUCUCAAGGGCACCAUUCCGCCCUCUUUCAAGAAUCUGUCUGCCUUAGUUGUAUUGGAUUUGGGCGUGAAUGAGCUCUACGGCCCCAUUCCUCCUGAAUUGUGCAUGCUCACUCACCUACAUACUCUUAACCUUUUUGGAAAUAAUCUAUCAGGCACCAUUCCCAGCUCUUUAACAAAUCUCUCUAAAUUGAAUGAAUUGGGUUUAUUUGACAACCAGAUAAGAGGACAUAUACCAUCGGAAAUUGGUACCAAGCUCUCCAAAUUAGUAUUACUUGGUUUAUGGGGAAAUCAGCUUAAUGGAAACAUACCGUACUCCUUGGGAAAUUGUUCCCGUCUCAAAGAACUUUAUUUAAAUACAAACCAACUGGGUGGAACGGUUCCAAUGGAACUGGGUAAGUUGAAGCUUCUCACCAAGGUUUACCUACACACCAAUCAACUCGUUAGUGACAGCAGUAACACAUUGGCCUUUGUCAUUGCUCUCACAAAUUGCUCCCACUUGCAAGAAGUAGAUGUGAAAAUCAAUUAUUUCACUGGUAUGUUGCCCCCGACCAUAGGCGAACUGUCUUCCAAUCUCAAUUACUUGACUUUAUCAGCCAACAUGAUAAGCGGAAGCAUACCAAAACAGAUUGCCAAUCUCACAAACUUGACGUACUUAGGCCUAGACAAUAAUCUUUUCAGCGGCAAUAUUCCAUCUGGAAUUAAAAGAUUCCGUGUGUUGGAACAAUUGGAUUUGGGUGGGAACAAAUUAGAAGGAAGCAUUCCAAGUGAGAUAAGUCAUAUGCAAUAUCUCGGACUUUUAAAUCUUAGUCACAACCAGUUAUCUGGAAAAAUACCAGAUUCGCUUUGUAGCUCCCAGCAGUUAAGACGUCUUCUACUUCAGCACAACAAGUUAUCAGGGGAUAUCUCUAUUAGUUUGGAGGGAUGUCAGAAGUUGGAGCUCCUUGACGUAUCUUACAAUAAACUAGGGGGAAGGAUACCUGGUGAAGUCAUUGCCAGCCUUAAAAACCUGCAAUUCUACCUCAAUCUUUCAUGGAAUUCUCUGGAAGGCUCGUUGCCACAGGAAAUGAGUAAAAUUGCAAUGGCUCAAGCCAUAGAUAUAUCUGGAAAUAAACUUAAUGGGGUCAUUCCAAUUUCUCUAGGAGACUGCACAGCAUUAGAGCAUCUAAAUCUGUCUCACAACGCCUUUGAAGGUCCAAUACCACAAUCACUCUCCAAAUUAAAAAAUCUCCAAGAAAUGGAUCUCUCUUUCAAUAAUUUGUCAGGGCAGAUUCCAGAAGGAGGGUUGUUUCCAAAUAGAACUGUUGUAACAUUGUUUAUAGGGAACCUUGGUCUAUGCGGUCCAAAAAACUAUUCAUUGCCUCCAUGCCCAAAUCUGAGCCAGGGAAAACAUUCCCUGCUCAAAAAAGUAGUCUUAUCAGUUGUUGGAACCAUUGGAUUUGUAUUAUGCUGCUUCAUUAUAGCAAUUUUAUGGAGGCAUAAACUUUCAAGGCAACUAGUCCGUUCCUCAAGCUUUAUUUUUCAAGGAAACUAUCCAAAAUUUUCUUAUCAAGAUCUUGUCAUUGCAACAUCUGGAUUUGAUGAGUCAAACUUGCUUGGAGUGGGUAACUUUGGAUCUGUCUACAAAGGCAUCCUGAGGGAUGGUAAGAUAAUUGCCAUCAAGAAUCUUAAUUUACAAAAUGAAGAAGCUCUUAAGAGUUUUAAGAGAGAGUGCAAGAUGUUGGGAAGAAUUCGGCACCGUAACCUCAUCAGGAUCAUGAGUGCAUUUUUCUACCCUGACUUGAAAGGUUUGGUUCUUGAAUUUGCAUGUAAUGGAAGCUUGGAAAAACAUUUGCACACUGAGAGGGAUGAUGAAGACUUUUGCAAAUUGGGAUUGAGUGAGUGUUUGAGCAUUGCUCUUGAUGUAGCACAUGGCAUGGAAUAUUUACAUCAUGAUUGUCCUCUACAAAUUGUGCACUGUGAUUUAAAACCCAGCAAUGUGCUCUUGGAUGCCAACAUGACAGCUCUUGUCACUGAUUUUGGUAUAUCCCGUUUAACUUCUACAAAUUCCACAGAUUCAUUGAGCACAACAACAUUUGCACUCAAAGGAUCCAUUGGCUAUAUUGCUCCAGAGUAUGGAUUGGGUGCGAAUGUUUCUAUUAAGGGAGAUGUUUAUAGUUUCGGAAUUCUGAUAUUAGAGAUGGUUACAAGGAAGAGGCCAAGUGAUGACAUGUUUGUAGGAGACAUGAGCUUGCAAAACUGGGUGAGAUCAGCUUUUCCAAACAGACUGGCAGAAAUUGUUGAUAGCGAGCUAUUGAGAGAUGUAAAUGAAAAUAUGGAAGACAAUGAAUGUCUUAUUUCUUUCAUUCAUGCUGGUUUGCUUUGCAGUAGUGAAUCACCAAGAGAACGACCUUCCCUAAGAGAUGUAGCCAAAGGCUUGGAGCGCCUGAAGACAUCUUUGAUGGGGGUUGCAGCGGCUUCCAAUUUAACAGCUACCAUUUCAGAACUCCUGGACAACGCCAAUCCCAAAGGACCAUUGGCAUCUGACAGUCAAAGUUCUACAUUUUAGAUGCUUACAACCUCCAUUAAGAAGUUUUAGUCCUUCAUGUUUUGUCGUUUCAAGUUUGUCUUCCAUCACCAUUAGUCUUCUUUGCUGUCAAAUCAACCUUAAAUUCUAGUUCAGUGAGCUUGUAUGUUCUAUUUAUGUGUUUUCAUUACACUAUUUUGAGAGAGUAUGAUGUUGUGAUUACAUACAUACUGAAAAAAUGCAAACUGCGUAAUAUAUUGUCCUCUCUUUAUGUGCAAAAGGUUUUCGUUUGUUAAUAUUCAAAAACAU